Saccostrea echinata is the source of this 11885-nucleotide messenger RNA. Its product is annotated as transformation/transcription domain-associated protein-like. Gene Ontology annotation, cellular component: NuA4 histone acetyltransferase complex; nucleus; SAGA complex. Gene Ontology annotation, molecular function: protein binding; transcription coregulator activity. The transcript has 89 exons. The record is from RefSeq and is a predicted model, not a curated record. Gene Ontology annotation, biological process: DNA repair; regulation of DNA-templated transcription. Bases 24 to 11735 code for a protein of 3903 amino acids. NCBI's taxonomy places the organism in Eukaryota, Metazoa, Mollusca, Bivalvia, Ostreida, Ostreidae.
AUUUCAGACCUUGAGAGUUCAGAAUGUUGCAAUCUCCAUUGAGCCCCCAUGAUGUCACAGGUCAGCUUACGACCUUCAGGUCAUACGUUGCUCUCAUUGCAGAUCCCACCCCAGGGAUUGUUGAGAAGAAAUUGAAGGCAGCUCAAGAACUCAGUGAGAACUUUGAAAGUGUUGUACUGUCCCCCCAGUACUCACAGUUUCUGGGUGAGGCUCUGAAGGUCUUCCUCAAGAUCCUAGAUGAAGGGGAGCCUCAGUUCAUUGCAGAACAAAACAUGCAGCAACUGAGAAAGUUACUGCUGGAGAUAAUUCACCGCAUUCCUAGCAAUGAACACCUGAAGAAAUAUGUCCAACAGAUCCUUUCACUCAUGUUCAAACUCUUAAAGAUUGAGAAUGAGGAGAACGUCUUGGUUUGUUUACGUAUUAUAAUAGAGCUACACAAACAGUACAGACCACAGAUGAACGAGGAGAUUAAAGACUUCCUUCAGUUUGUGAAAACUAUCUACAACACCAUUCCUAGUCACCUGACCAAAAUUUUUGAGCCUCGCAGUCAGAUUAAGGUCAAGGACGUUACGGAGGUCAAUGUCGAUACCAUACUGCAGGAGACCUUCACCACGACAACCAUCCUAACAGACAAGAAAAACGCCGACAAUCAGAACAUAUCAUACAACAUUAUCCCCCGUGGUGUCCUGUCACUGAAGGUGCUGGCCGAGUUACCCAUUAUAGUGGUCCUCAUGUACCAACUGUACAAACCUAAUGUACACCAGGAAGUUGCAGAGUUCAUUCCCCUGAUCAUGAACACCAUUACACUACAACCCUCAGCCACUCACAAGACCAGUCCGUCAUUCAAUAAGGAGGUGUUUGUGGAUUUCAUCGCCGCUCAGAUCAAAACUCUUUCAUUCCUAGCUUACAUCAUCAGGAUUUAUCAGGAACAAGUCCAGCAGCAUGCCAAUCACAUGGUGAGUGGACUUCUUGGAUUGCUAGAAUUCUGCCCGCAGGAAGUGGCCCAUCUAAGGAAGGAGUUACUGAUAGCAGCCCGGCACAUACUGGCCACAGACCUCAGAAACAAGUUUGUGCAGGUCAUUGACAAACUGUUUGAUGAGAAGAUUUUGAUUGGAUCAGGAUGGACAACUCAUGAAUCUUUACGCCCCCUGGCCUACAGUACACUAGCUGACUUAGUCCAUCAUGUGCGUCAGUCCCUGCCCCUGAAAGAGCUAUCAAUGGCAGUCAAUCUGUUUUCUAAGAAUGUCCAUGAUGAAUCCCUCCCCAGCAGUAUCCAGACAAUGUCCUGUAAACUUCUGCUGAACCUUGUGGAGUGUAUCAGAGCCAAGAGUGAGGCAGAAAACGGAAAUGGGAGAGAACUGUUGAUGAGAAUGCUGGAAGUUUUUGUCCUGAAGUUUAAAACCAUUGCCAAGAUUCAGCUGCCGCAGAUACUACAGAAAUGCAAACAGCAGCCACAGAGUCCUACACAACAGACACCGACCUUGACUGAUGCCAAACAGAAUGUGGAGGUCAAGGUCGAGGCCCCUAAGACUCCGGUAGAGGAGAGUAAGCCCCCAAUGACUGCCUCACUACUGGCAGACACAGCCACCAAGGACACCGACAAGGCAUGGACUGAAAAGUCACUGCAGAACCGUUUUGGUGUGACUCCUAGUCAGUACAGCGUUUAUUCAGUCAGUGACUGUAGAAGUCUGGUCAAGACUCUAGUGUGUGGAGUUAAAACCAUCACCUGGGGCAUUGUAUCCUGUAAGGCUGUAGGGACAGAAGCGGCUACAGUCCAGAACAAGCAGUUCCUGCCUAAGGAGGCCCUGGUCUACAUCCGUCUUGUCAAGUUUGCUUUGCAGGCGCUGGACAUCUACACUAUCAAUAUCGGAGCUAAUGGUCAAGCGGUCAUCAGACCAGCAGUGGUUCAAACAGUGAGAACUAAAGAAGAGAAGGAGGUGCUGGAACAUUUUGCUGGAGUGUUCACGAUGAUGCAUCCAUUGACUUUCAAAGAGAUUUUCUCAUCAACUGUUGAGUACAUGGUGAAUCGGAUUCACAACAAUUAUGCUCUACAGAUUGUUGCCAAUUCAUUCCUGGCUAAUCCUACCACCUCUGCCACAUUUGCCACUAUUCUUGUUGACUACCUGCUGGCCAGACUGGAGGAGAUGGGAUCCAAUCUGGACCGUUCUAAUCUCUAUCUGAAGUUGUUUAAACUGGUGUUUGGCUCAGUGUCUCUGUUUGCUAAUGAGAAUGAACAGAUGUUGAAGCCACAUUUGCACACAAUUGUGAACCGCUCCAUGGAGCUAGCGAUGAGUGCCAAGGAACCGUACAACUACUUCCUGUUAUUAAGGGCAUUGUUCCGCUCCAUUGGAGGGGGAAGUCAUGACCUGCUGUAUCAAGAGUUCCUUCCCUUGCUCCCAAAUCUACUACAAGGAUUGAACAGCCUACAGAGUGGACUACACAGACAGCACAUGAAGGACCUGUUCGUUGAGCUGUGUCUGACCGUUCCAGUUCGUUUGAGCUCCUUGUUACCAUACCUCCCCAUGUUGAUGGACCCCCUCGUGUCAGCCCUGAAUGGGUCACAGACACUGGUCAGUCAGGGACUCCGGACACUGGAGCUCUGUGUGGACAAUCUCCAGCCAGACUUCCUGUACGAUCACAUACAGCCAGUCAGAGCAGAACUCAUGCAGGCUUUAUGGAAGACCCUGAGAAGUCCAGUAGAUAACAUCGCUCAUGUUGCAUUUCGAGUCCUUGGAAAAUUUGGUGGAGGAAAUCGCAAGAUGUUGAGAGAACCCCAGAAGCUGCACUACAAUGACCGUGAGACAGUGGGACCCUGUAUCACCAUCUACUUCCAGGAUUGUAAAACCCCCAUCACUAAACCAGUGGAAAAGGCGGUGGACUUUGCCCUGACAACACUCAAGUGCAGCACCACAGAUAACUUUGCCCGGAGACAGGCCUGGGAACUUAUCAAGUGUUUCUUAGUCUCUGUGAUGAACUUAGAGGACGAAAAACUAACACUCACCAAUCUGUUUACACAUGCCAGCUUCACAGAGAAGGAGAUUCCCAUACAGACAAGUCAGCUGUACAAAAAUCCAGACGCUCACUCCAGAAAAGUCCACGAGCAAGCCCUGACCGGAAUGUUUGUUGCAGCAGCCAUUAAGGAGUUAAGACAGAUUGCUCUCCCCUUCAUGGCGUGUAUGGUCAAACACUACACCAUGAUAGCCAUAUCUCAGCAGUGUGGCCCAUUCCCAGUGGGGGACAAACAGAACAAGCUACAGGGUAUGGACACACAGAUCCUGAUAGAUGCCCUCGCUGUUAUCAUGGGACACGAAGAGAAGGAGCUGUGUAAACCGGGGAACCUGGCUCUGGUUCUAAUUCUGGAUACAGCAACUACUCUACUGGGAUCUAAGGAGAGGGCCUGUCAGCUGCCCCUGUUUGAGUACCUGGUGGAGAGGAUGUGUUCUCUCUGUUAUGACAGAGCCUGGUAUGCCAAGUUUGGAGGGUGCCUGGCUGUCAGGUUUAUGUAUGAGAGGAUGGCUCUGAAGUGGGUACUGGAGCAUCAGUUUAUCUUUCUGAAGGCUCUUCUGUUUGUGAUGAUGGACCUCACCAAAGAGGUGUCCAGUGGUGCUGUGGACUUGGCUAAAAAUAACCUGGAGAACAUGCUGAUCAAGUGUGCCUCAGAAAUCGAGGGGGAGAAAUCCUCGGAGGAGAUACUGGCCGCCCAGAAGAAAUCCUUACACGAGGUGGUGCAUGAACUGGUCAGACAGAUCACCUCCCCCAACACAAUCGUCAGGGAACAGGCCAUGCAUUCCUUGGAAAUUUUGGCCAAGACUACAGGGAGGUCAGUGACAGACAUCAUGGAACCUCAUAAAGAGGUGCUACAGGAUAUGAUUCCUCCCAAAAAACACCUCCUCAGACACCAGCCUGCCAAUGCACAGAUAGGACUUAUGGAUGGCAACACUUUCUGUACUACUCUACAGCCCCGGCUAUUUACUAUUGAUCUUAAUGUACUGGAGCACAAUGUAUUCUUCACUGAGCUGCUGAGUCUAUGUGAGGCAGAGGAUGCUGUGUUGUUGAAGCUUCCCUGUUAUAAGUCAGUAACAGACCUCGUACCACUAAGGAAAAGUGCUCUCAGAGCCCUGGCUGCCUGCCACUACAUUUCUAACAAGAGGGAGAAGAUCUUCAAUGUUUUAUAUAAGGCCUUAAACAGUAACAGUACAGAACUACAAGAGGUCGCCCACGACUGUAUGAAGAAAUUUAUACUGGGAUGUCAGAUUGAUAUGGAGAGUGUACACACCGCAAUCCGCCCCCUCCUUCUGACCCUGGGGGAUCACCGCAGUCUGAACGCCAGCGUCAUACAGAGACUGUCCUACAUCACACAACUCUUCCCGAACACAUUUAAUGAAAAACUUUGUGAACAGCUGCUGACACACUUGAAGAAAUGGUUAGAGGUGGCAGCCAUCAGUCAGAAGAGUGGGCAGAACAAAUCCAAUGGGCAGGUCAUAGGUCAGGAACUUAAGACCUGUGCUGCCAUCAUUAACAUUUUCCACAUGAUACCAGCAGCCAGCAGUAAGCUGAUUGAACCACUCAUUGUUGUAGCCCUCGGUGGAGAAAAGUCACUGUUCUUAGAGGCUGGCAGUCCCUUCAGAGACCCUCUUGUAAAGUUCCUGUCACGGUAUCCUGAGGUUACAGUUGACCUGUUUUUGAGUGAAGCCAGAUUAAAGGACCAUCAGUGGAACAGACUCUUUGAGUUUAUCUUGACACACAGUGAUGGUAAAAAGUUCCGAGAAGUUCUGGAGGCCAACCCAACCAAGCUGUUGAAUAUUGGACAGCAACAGAGUUCGGAGAAUGUCCCAGUGACGGCGGGGACUAACGACCUCCAGUUUCAGAUGAUCAAACUCAUCAGUCUACUGACAAAGUUUGAGGAGGCCUGGCUAUCUCAACAUACACAGAUAAUCACCCAUUUGUUGAGCAUUUGGAAAAGUGAAAAUUUUCUGGAGAGGCACAAAAAAGUGAACUCUGUAGAUUUUGUGAUUUGGAAGGAACCAGCACUGCUAGUAAAAUGUCUGCUGAACUAUUUCAAGUACCACACAAAUGAGAUAGAGCUUCUGUUCCACAUCCUGCGGUGCUUCACCACGCGGUUCAUCAUACAGUUCCAGUUUGUCAAGGACUUUCUGGACAAUGUGGUGGCGGCGACAUACACCAUUGAAUGGAAGAGAAGUGCCUUCUUCAAAUUUGUGGACAUCUUUCAUGAUCAGACCUGGACACAGGAUUUGAAAGCCAAAAUUCUGCAGCACAUCUUGAUUCCAUGUUUCCAACAUGCCUUUGAGCAAAACGAUGGGGAGAAACUGAUUGGAGGACCCCCCACCCCAGACCAGGACAACCCAGAGAAUGUCAUCAGUGCAUUCAUCACCAAAAUCAUCGACCCUGAGAACCCAUUUGGGACCUCGGACUCGGUCAGGAUUCUUUUAUUACAGCUGUCCUCCCUACUGGUGGAGCAGGCCUCCUCUCACAUCCAUGACGCCAACAACAAGAAACAGGGUAACAAACUGAGGCGACUGAUGACAUUUGCCUGGCCGUGCCUCCUCAGUAAGAACUGUGUGGACCCCGCCACCAAAUACCACGGACACCUCCUACUGUCCCACAUCAUUGCAAAGUUUGCCAUCCAUAAACGCAUUGUACUGCAGGUGUUCCAUAGCCUACUGAAAGCCCAUGCAGUUGAGGCCCGGGCUGUGGUCAGACAGGCCCUUGAGAUCUUAACCCCAGCCAUGCCAGGACGAAUGGAAGACGGAAAUGGUAUGUUGACUCACUGGACCAAGAAGAUAAUUGUUGAGGAGGGACACACUGUGGCUCAGCUUGUCCAUAUUCUACAACUGGUGGUCCGUCACUACAAAGUGUAUUACCCGGUCAGACAUCACCUGAUCCCUCACAUGGUCAACUCCCUACAGAGGCUGGGCUUCACCUCUAGUGCCACUAUAGAACACAGGAAGCUGGCUGUUGACUUGGCAGAAGUAGUCAUUAAGUGGGAAGUUCAGAGGGUCAAGGAUGAUCAAGAGGUCAAUGAGCCUGCCCCUGACCUGACCCAGGCACCACAGCAGAAUGUGGGAACUAAACGUCCUGCCCCUGGUACCCCCCUUUCAGUGGACUCACCCCAGGAGGCCAAACGAUCACGUCACUCCUCAGGGGCACCCAGUGAAAGUAACAAGAGUGUGACUGAGAGUAGUAAACCAAUAGAGAAGAAUUACUGUGAUGCUGUGGUCAACUUCCUAUUGAGAAUUGCUUGUCAGGUGAAUGAGAGCCCUGGAUCCCCAGGUGAGCUGUUGUCACGGCGAUGUGUGGCUCUCCUGAAGAUGGCGCUUCGUCCAGACUUCUGGCAGAAUACGGAGCUGAAGCUGGCGUGGUUUGACAAACUCCUGACGACAGUAGAGAACCAUCAGCCAAAUUUUAACAACAUCUGUACAGCCCUGGAGCUCCUCAGCUUCCUGUUAACUAUACUGAAAAAGGACACAAUCCUCUCUAGUUUUAAGCCCCUCCAGCGAGGUAUUGCAGCAUGUAUGACCUGCCCCAAUACCAAGGUCAUUCGUGGUGUCCAUGGUCUGUUGUCCCGCCUGAUGAGUUUCUUCCCCACAGAACCAGUGACUUCUAAUGUGGCCUCUAAGUAUGAGGAACUGGAAUGUCUGUAUGCUUGUGUCAGCAAAGUGGUCUAUGAAGGACUCACCAACUAUGAAAAGUCAACCAAUGGUUCCCCCACACAGCUGUUUAGUACCCUGAUGAUUCUGAAGGCAGCCUGUAUGCACAAUCAAUGUUACAUUGACCGACUCAUUACCACAUUCAUGAAGGUCCUACACAAGAUGGCGCGGGAGCACCUGCAGCCCACCUCUACUGAGACAAGUCCCAUGGCCAGUGAGUUACUGAUUUUGAGUCUGGAUCUGGUCAAGAACAGAGUAGGAGUUAUGUCCCUCGAGAUGAGGAAAAGUUUUAUUGGUCAGAUCUUAGUUGGCCUGAUUGAGAAAACAACUGACCCAAAAGUCAUGAAAGCCAUAACUAAAAUGGUAGAGGACUGGGUCAAAACAAAGACCCCUAUAGCUAUUAACCAGUCCCCGGUCAUCAGAGAAAAGGCCAUACUGCUGGUCAAGCUGAUGCAGCACGUGGAGAAGAGGUUCCCUGAGGAACAGGAACUCAACGCUCAGUUCCUGGAACUCGUUAAUUACAUCUACAGGGAUGAAAGCUUGAGUGGCACAGAGCUGACCUCUAAAUUGGAGCCAGCAUUUUUAGCAGGACUGAGAUGUAACCAACCUCCCAUCAGACAGAAAUUUGUAGAGGUGUUUGAUAACAGUAUUCCUAAGAGGAUUUUUGACCGCUUGCUAUACAUCACAUGUUCACAGAACUGGGAGUCCAUGGGAGGACAUUUCUGGAUCAAACAGUGUCUAGAGUUAAUCCUGUCAGUGGCUAUGACUGGGCACACCAUACAAAGCUCCUCCCCGAUGAAUCUCCUGCCCUCGGCCAGCAGUAUUGUUAAUUUAGCGGACAGCCAGGAGAGGGCGGCCUUCGCCAGCAUCAUGAAAAUGAAGGAAGAACCAAUGGAUGUGGAAUCUGUAGACUCCAACAAAGAAGAGGAGGAGAUUGACAUGGAGUUAGGGGGCGUGUCCUCGGAUGACAACACCUCCUCCAAGGAACCUCCCAAGAAAGACCUACAGGAACCCAAACAAAGUAUCAACACAUUACUACAGAGACAGGCCAAGUUCUUAGAGGGCUGCCGGGAAGUCAAGACUGUGUCAUACCUGAACUCCCUGUCACAGUUGUGUCACAGUACGACAGACCUGACACACAGUAUCUGGAUUGACAUCUUCCCAAGGAUCUGGAAAAUUCUCUCAGAGAAACAACAAGGGAUGAUAUCUGGGGAGCUGAUCCCCUUUAUGUGCAGUGGGAGCCAUGUGAUACAGAAGGACUGUCAUCCCAGCUCUAUACACACGUUCCUGGAGGGACUUUCUCAUGUGGUACCUCCUGUACAGAUCAGGCCUGCUGUCUUAAAGUACCUUGGUAAGACACACAACCUCUGGCACCGAGCCUGUCUACUGCUGGAACAACUCGCGUUUGAGAACAAUGCUCAGCAGGCUCUGAAGAAUCGUCCAGGGAGCGAGUACGAGUUUGAGCCAGUCCAGUCAUCUCAACAGGAGACUUUGGACUGCCUCUGUGAGCUCUACUCUCUGCUGAAGGAGUCUGACAUGUGGACGGGACUCUGGCAGAAACGAUCCAAGUUCCCAGAAUCCAACACUGCUAUAGCCUACGAACAGCACGGCUUCUUUGAACAGGCACAGAGUGCAUACGAACAGUGUAUGACCAAGGCCCGACAGGAACACAACACUGCCCCUGCCCAGCCCUCAGUUUUACCGGAGUACAAAUUGUGGGAGGACCACUGGAUCAGGUGCUGUAAGGAGUUGAACCAGUGGGACUUGCUUCUGGAGUAUGCCACGUCUAAGGGGAACACAAACCCCCACCUGGUUCUAGAGAGUGCCUGGAGGGUUCCUAACUGGUCAGUCAUGAAGGAUGCCCUUGCCCAGGUGGAGCUGAGCUGUCCUAAAGAAAUGGCCUGGAAAGUCAACCUGUAUAGAGGUUAUAUUGCCAUCUGUCAUCCCGACGACCAUCAUCUCAACAUGGUUACCAUGAUUGAGCGGCUGGUGGAGGUGUCCAGUAAUCUGGCCAUCAAAGAGUGGCGCCGCCUGCCUUCCAUUGUAUCCCACAUCCAUGUGCCCCUCCUCCAGGCGGCACAGCAGAUCAUGGAGCUCCAGGAAGCUGCUCAGAUAAACCAGGGCCUCCAGCCAGCCAACAUUACCCGCAGUUCUAGUCUACAUGACAUGAAGGCCAUCGUUAAAACUUGGAGGAACCGUCUACCAAUGAUAUCUGAUGACCUUUCCCACUGGAGUGACAUUUUUACCUGGAGACAACACCAUUAUCAAUUCAUUGUCAAUCACUAUGACUCCCAUGCCCAGCAAGACCCACAAAACAGUAACCACUCAAUGCUUGGCGUCCAUGCUUCUGCUCAGGCUAUCAUCCAUUUUGGUAAAAUUGCCAGGAAACAUGGACUGACCGGGGUCUGUCUGGACUCUCUCAGCAGGAUCCACACCAUCCCCAGUGUUCCUAUCGUGGAUUGUUUCCAGAAGAUCAGACAACAGGUCAAGUGUUACCUACAGAUGGCGGGCACCAUGGGUAAAAAUGAACUGCAGGAGGGCCUGGAGGUGAUUGAGUCCACCAAUCUGAAGUACUUCACCAAGGAGUUCACAGCGGAAUUCUACGCAUUAAAGGGGAUGUUCCUAGCCCAGAUUGGCCGCUCUGAGGAUGCCAACAAGGCAUUCAGUGCUGCGGUGCAGAUGCAUGACACCCUGGUCAAAGCUUGGGCUCUCUGGGGAGAUUACCUAGAGAAUGUCUUCACAAAAGAAAAGAAGACAGAGCUAGGUGUGUCAGCCAUCACCUGUUUCCUGCACGCCUGUCGUCACCAGAAUGAGAGUAAAUCUAGGAAGUAUCUGGCCAAGGUUCUGUGGCUCCUGACGUACGAUGACGAGAAGUCAGCUCUGGCAGAGGCAGUGGACAAGUAUUGUGUGGGGGUACCACCGAUACAGUGGCUACCUUGGAUUCCUCAGCUACUGACUUGCCUGGUGAGGAGUGAGGGGCGCCUCAUCAUGAACCUCCUCAGUCAGGUGGGUAGGAUGUACCCUCAGGCCGUGUACUUCCCCAUCAGGACCCUUUAUCUCACACUCAAGAUUGAGCAGAGGGAGAGAUAUAAGAGUGGUGAUCCUAGUGCUGCCCCAGUCAGCAGAACCCCCUCCACUACCCAGCAGUCCUCAGUAAUCACCACGACAACCGCUACAACAACCGUAACCUCUAGUUCAUCAGGUCCCCCAGGAUCAUCAGUACCCUCCACCCCCACCACUCCUGGAAUCUCUCUGACUGUUGAUGAGCCACUGCAAACCACAGUCCCAACUUCGGGCACCACCUCUCAGGGGGCUGCCGGUCAGGGAGGUCAGAAGGGUGGGUCUGCAGGAGGAGCAGAUGCAGGCCCCAUCCGCGCCCCUGCCCCGAUGUGGAGGUGUAGCAAGAUCAUGCACCUGCAGCGAGAGCUCCAUCCCACCAUCCUCAACUCAUUGGAGGGAAUUGUUGACCAGAUGGUGUGGUUCAGAGAGAAUUGGUAUGAAGAAGUAUUGAGACAGCUUAAACAGGGACUGACCAAGUGUCACGCUGUGGCUUUUGAGAACAGAGGGGCUGUUGCUGAUGCCACCAUCACUCCACACACACUGAACUUUGUGAAGAAGUUGGUGAGUACAUUUGGGGUGGGGAUAGAGAACGUCUCCAGUGUUAGCACCACCUUCUCCAGCGCCGCCUCGGAGUCCCUGGCUCGCCGCGCUCAGGCCACCGCUCAGGACCCUGUCUUCCAGAAAAUGAAGAGCCAGUUCACCACAGAUUUUGACUUCAAUGUCCCUGGUUCAACCAAGCUACACAAUCUGAUCAACAAACUGAAGAAAUGGAUCAAAAUCCUGGAAGCUAAAACCAAGCUACUGCCAAAAUCUUUCCUGAUUGAAGAGAAAUGUCGAUUCCUGAGUAACUUUUCUCAGCACACAGCUGAGGUAGAACUGCCAGGAGAGUUCCUGUUACCAAAGCACAGCCAUUACUAUGUACGGAUUGCCCGCUUCAUGCCACGAGUGGAAAUUGUACAAAAACACAACACAGCAGCCAGACGCCUGUACAUCAGAGGUCACAAUGGAAAGGUGUACCCCUACCUGGUGGUCAAUGAUGCGUGUCUGACAGAGUCCCGUCGGGAGGAGCGAGUCCUUCAGCUGUUACGCAUGAUGAAUCAUUUCUUGACCAAACAGAAGGAGACGCUACGUCGACUUCUCUACUUCACAGUCCCCCGUGUUGUGGCUAUCUCCCCCCAGAUGAGAUUAGUGGAGGAUAAUCCAGCCUCCAUCUCACUGCUGGAUGUCUAUAAACAGAGAUGUACCAAGCGAGGUAUAGAGCAUGAUGCCCCUGUUGCUAGGUACUACGAGCGUCUGGCAACAGUCCAGGCCCGGGGGUCACAGGCAAGUCACCAGGUCCUGAGGGACAUCCUCAAGGAUGUUCAGAGUAACAUGGUCCCCCGGGGUCUACUGAAGGAAUGGGCUGUACACACAUUCCAGACCGCCACAGACUACUGGACAUUCAGGAAAACGCUGACAAUCCAGUUGGCUUUGAUGGGAUUUGCUGAGUUUGUCCUCCACCUGACCAGAAUGAACCCAGACAUGGUGUACCUCCAUCAGGACUGUGGUUACAUCAACAUCUCCUACUACAAGUUUGACAUUGACGACCAGUCAGGUGAGCUAGAUGCUAACCGCCCUGUACCAUUCCGACUGACCCCCAACAUUGCUGAGUUCCUGACAAUGACCGGAGUUAAUGGUCCACUGACUGCCUCAAUGGUAGCCUCUGCCCGAUGUCUGGUCCAGCCUCAGUACAAGCUGCCCAGUUUUCUCAGAGCCGUGCUUAGAGAUGAAUACAUUACAUGGCAUAAGAAAAAACAGGAAGAGUUGAAACCUGGAGUAGAACCUACAGACAUGGAGAGUGAACAGCUGAUUAAUAUGGUGAACAAAGCAGUGUCUGCCAUCACCACUAGACUUCAUAAUUUGGCUACAUUUGAUGGAGCAGAAAGCCGGGUCAGUACUCUGGUAGCAGCUGCUAACAGUCAUGAUAAUCUGUGUAGAAUGGACCCAGCCUGGCAUCCGUGGUUGUAGGGGACAUAUAUUCAGCAUGUAGUCCCUAUCUUUAUGUGACAUUUCUCUUGGGGAACCAGCAUAAUAUUUUUGUUCUAAUGGACAUACCCUUGACAUGAAUUUGGGCUGAAGGAGACAUAACUUGAAUGGUUGUCAUCCAUAUAUUACGAA